Brachypodium distachyon (stiff brome) is the source of this 2005-nucleotide messenger RNA. Its product is annotated as D-inositol 3-phosphate glycosyltransferase. The transcript has a single exon. The record is from RefSeq and is a predicted model, not a curated record. NCBI's taxonomy places the organism in Eukaryota, Viridiplantae, Streptophyta, Magnoliopsida, Poales, Poaceae. Gene Ontology annotation, molecular function: glycosyltransferase activity. Bases 300 to 1799 code for a protein of 499 amino acids.
UUACACAUCUAAAACAUCCCUCCCCCUUCAACGCACUUAUUUCGAACGUGGACAUCUCUGUCCUCGCCGUCUUCCUAAGUAACUUCAGCCAUGGAAAGCAAAGCAUGAAGCUCGCACCCAAAUGUCAAUAUCCUGCAAGUGACUCCACCUCCACACACUCACCCUCCUUCCAAAAGCUCUCGUGAAGAUCUGCACAUUGCUUCCGUCCUCAAUCCCUCUCCUUUGUUCUGAUCCAUCUUCCUUCGUAUGCAUGCCGGCGUUCAUGCAUGACUAGCUAGCUAGCUACAGUGCAUGACGUGAUGGCACCGGCCAGCUCCCUGCAGCAGAGGCCGAGGAAGCCGAGGUGCCCAUCCCAGCCCAUGCAGUCCCUCUCCCCUGCCCUCGUCACGCUCCUCCUCCUCGUCCCCUUCCUCUACCUCCUCCUCCUCCACCACUCCUCGUGCUCCCCGGUCUUCACCCACCUCACCGCCAACGCUCGCUCCUCGUCGAGCCUGACCGCCUUCUCCGGGGACCUUCGCGACAUCGAGUUCUCGUGGAACCACCUGCCGUUCACGCCGUCCAAGCCGCCCCUUGCCAAGCUCAAGAUCGCCGUGUUCUCGCGGAAGUGGCCCGUGGCCACGGCCCCGGGCGGCAUGGAGCGGCACGCGCACACGCUGCACACGGCGCUCGCGGCGCGCGGCCACCGCGUGCACGUGUUCACGUCCCCUCCGCCGCACACCGAGGCCGCGCCGCCGGCCUCCCCCGACGGCCCCCAGCUGCACUUCCUGGACGGCACCCCGGGCCAGUGGCGCUGCGACGAGGCGUGGAAGCUGUACGAGGCCGAGGGCGAGAACGACCCGUUCGACGUCAUCCACUCCGAGAGCGUGGCCGUGUUCCACCGCUACGCGCUCGGCGUGCCCAACCUGGUCGUGUCGUGGCACGGCAUCUCCCUCGAGGCACUGCACUCGGGCAUAUACCAGGACCUGGCACGCGGCGAGGACGAGCCCAUGUCGCCGCAGUUCAACCAGACGCUGUCGCAGUCGGUGCACCGGGUGCUCUCCGAGGUGCGCUUCUUCAGGAGCUACGCGCACCAGGUGGCCAUCAGCGACUCCACGGGGGAGAUGCUCCGGGACGUGUACCAGAUCCCGGGCCGGCGCGUGCACGUCAUCCUCAACGGCGUGGACGAGGCGCAGUUCGCGCCGGACCUCGAACUCGGCCGCGCGUUCCGGGAGGAGAUCGGGGUGCCCAAGAGCGCCGACCUCGUGCUGGGCGUGUCAGGAAGGCUCGUCAAGGACAAAGGGCACCCGCUGCUCUACGAGGCCUUCUCCAAGCUCGCCAUGCGGCACCCGAACGUGUACCUCCUGGUGGCCGGCAAGGGGCCGUGGGAGUCUCGGUACAUGGACCUGGGCCGCAACGCCAAGGUGCUGGGCGCCGUGCCACCCGGGAAGCUCAGGGCGUUCUACAACGCGCUGGACGUGUUCGUGGACCCGACGCUGCGGCCGCAGGGGCUGGACCUGACGCUCAUGGAAGCGAUGCAGUGCGGGAAGCCCGUGGUGGCCACGCGGUUCCCCAGCAUCAAGGGCAGCAUCGUGGUGAAGGACGAGUUCGGCUACAUGUUCGCGCCCAACGUGGAGUCGCUGCUCGAGAGGCUGGAGGCGGUGGUGGAGGACGGCGCCCGGCGCGCCGCGGAACGAGGCCGCGCGUGCAGGGACUACGCCAAGUCCAUGUUCGCGGCCACCAAGAUGGCCCUGGCGUACGAGAGGCUCUUCCUUUGCGUAAAAAACGAGACCUUCUGUGGGUACCCCUCUGAGUUUGAUUAGUUCAUUUUGGUCAUCAUCACCUUUUGUGCGUGUCUUUAUUUUAUCCAGCUUCACUAAUAAUCAUACAAAGUAGUGCUCUACGUUAUACUUGUUACAUAAAGUUUUUGUUUUUCCUCUUUUCCACACCGGAUUCCGAGCUAUAGAGAUAUUGAUCGAAAUUGAUCUUGUUAUGUAUACAAAUGAACACGAACUCCAAAUCUUACUGA